UCUGAGUACCACUAUGAGUACACAGCGUGCGACAGCGCGGGCGCGCGGUGGAGGGUGGCGGUGCCCCACACACCGGGACUCUGCACCGGGCUGCCGGACCCCGUCAAGGGCACCGAGUGCUCUUUCUCCUGCAAGGCGGGCGAGUUCCUCGACAUGAAGGCGCAGGCGUGCAAGCCCUGUGCUGAGGGCACCUACUCCCUGGGCACCGGAGUGCGAUUCGACGAGUGGGACGAGCUGCCCCACGGCUUCGCCAACGUCGCCGCCAACCUGGAGCUGGACGACGGCUUCAGCGACGUGGUGGAGAACUGCACCACGUCCACGUGGGUGCCGCUGGGGGACUACAUCGCCUCCAACACGGACGAGUGCACGGCCACGCUGAUGUACGCCGUCAGCCUGAAGCAGUCGGGCACCGUCUCCUUUGAGUACAUCUACCCCGACAGCAGCAUCGUCUUUGAGUUCUUUGUGCAGAACGACCAGUGCCAGCCCACGGUGGAGGAGUCGCGUUGGAUGCGCACCACGGAGAAGGGCUGGGAGUUCCACAGUGUGGAGCUGAGCCGUGGUAACAACGUGCUCUACUGGAGGACCACGGCGUUCUCCGUCUGGUCCAAGGUCCCCAAGCCCGUGCUGGUGCGGAACAUCGGGAUCACAGGGGUCGCCUACACCUCCGAGUGCUUCCCCUGCAAACCCGGCACCUUCGCCGCCGCCGCCGGCUCCUCCUCCUGCCAGCUGUGCCCCGCCAACAGCUUCUCCAGCAAAGGGGCCACUGCCUGCCAGCCCUGCGAGCCCACCGCCUAUGCAGAGCCCGGCUCAGCAUCCUGCAAGGUGCGCCCGCCCUGCACUGACAAGGAUUAUUUCUACACACACACGGCAUGCGAUGCCAACGGGGAGACGCAGCUGAUGUUCAAGUGGGCAGAGCCAAAGAUCUGCAGCGAAGUGCUGCCCCACGCUGCCCAGCUGCCCCCCUCGGGGCUGAAGACCCGCUGCCCCCCCUGCAACCCCGGCUUCUACAAAAGCAACAGCAGCUCCUGUGAGCCCUGUCCUUACGGCUCCUACUCCAAUGGCUCUGGCUGCAUUCACUGCCCAGCCGGCACCGAGCCGGUGCUGGGGCUGGAGUACAAGUGGUGGAACGUGCUGCCCCCGAACAUGGAGACCACCGUGCUCAGCGGCGUCAACUUCGAGUACAAGGGGAUGGCAGGCUGGGAGGUGGCCGGGGAUUACAUCUACACAGCGGCGGGAGCCUCUGACAACGACUUCAUGAUCCUGACGCUGCUGGUGCCCGGCUUCAGCCCCCCACAGUCGGCGCUGGAGGAUGGGGACGGCAAGGAGGUGGCGCGGAUCACCUUUGUCUUCGAGACGGUCUGCAGCGUCAGCUGUGAGCUGUACUUCAUGGUGGGCAUCAACUCACGCACCAACACGCCGGUGGAGACGUGGACGGGGCCCCGGGGGAAGCAGUCCUACACUUACGUGGUGGAGAAAAACGCCACCACCAGCUUCACGUGGGCCUUCCAGCGCACGCGGUACCGCGAGGCGGGCCGGCGUUACACCAGUGAUGUGGCCAAGCUCUACUCCGUCAACGUCACCAACGUGCUGGGGGGGGUGGCUUCCUUCUGCCGCCGCUGUGCCAGCGCUGGGGGGCCCUGUGCCCCCUGCCCCCCCGGGCACACCCUGGACCACAGCACCGGCUCCUGCCAGCCCUGUCCCCCCGGCACCUUCCUGCGGGGACGCCCACCUGACGGCCCCCCCGCCUGCCAACCCUGUGGCCCCGGCACCCGCAGCAACCAGAUCCGCUCCCUCUGCUACAGUGACUGCACCUUCUCCCUGGCGCUGCCCGGCCGCACGCUGCACUACGACUUCUCAGCUCUGUCUGCCAGCACCGCCUUCACCAGCGGCCCCAGCUUCACCUCCAAAGGCCUCAAAUACUUCCAUCACUUCAACAUCAGCCUCUGCGGCAACCACGGCAGGAAGGCCGCCUCGUGCACGGACAACGUGACGGACGCGCGGCUCCCCGACGAGGGCGGCUCCGGCCGGGUGGUGACGUCCCACGUGUGCCAGGCCAUCGUGGUGCCGUCUGAUGUCGUCGGCCACCGCGCCGCCGUGUCCUCGCAGCCCGUCAGCCUGGCGGACCGCCUGCUGGGCGUCACCGUGAGCUCCGCGCUGGACGGCGUCGCCGCGCCCCCCGAGCUGUUCCCCCCCGCCGGCCCCGAGCUGCCCGACAUCGUUUUCUUCUUCAGGUCCAGCGAGGUGACGCAGUCCUGCGCCGGGGGCCGGGCCACCACCAUCCGCCUACGCUGCGACCCGCUGCGGCCCGGCACCGGCGGCCUGGCUGUGCCCAGCAAAUGCCCCGAAGGCACCUGCGAUGGCUGCGUUUUCCACCUCCUGUGGGCGACGGCCGAGGGCUGCCCGCGCUGCUCCGCCAACCAUUUCCGUGCCAUCGUGGGCGCGUGCCAGGGCGGCGUGCAGGUAGGGGGGAGUGCGGGGACGGCGGGGACAGCGGGGGCGCGAUGUCACGGGGGGCAGCGCCUGCCCCCCCCCCGGGUCCGCCCGUGCCGCAGCGCUGAGUUCUGGCUGAAGGUGGGCGUCUCGGUGGGGACGUGCGUGGCCGUGCUGCUGGCUGCUCUAGCCGCCUACUUCUGGAAGAAGAACCGAAAGUUGGAGUACAAGUACUCACGGCUGGUGCUGAACGCGGCGGCCAAGGAGAGCGAGCUGCCGGCACCGGAUAGCUGUGCCAUCAUGGAGGGAGAGGACGGUGAGGACGAGCUCAUCUUCACCAGCAAGAAGUCCCUGCUGGGCAAGAUCCGCUGCCUGGCCACCAAGCGCACCCCAGACGGCUUUGACUCCGUCCCCCUGAAGCCAUCGUCUGGUGGCACCGACCUGGAGCUGUGAGGGGGCCGUCCCACCCCCCACCCCGUGGCCUUAAGGACCCACAGAGCCCCGGGGCACUUUUGUCUCCCCCCACCCUUGGGAAAAGCCAAAAAUGCCAAAUACAGACGUGGGGGUCAGGAGCACCCCCAGCCCGGCACGGGGACGUGGGGGGGGGGGGGACGGCCCUAUGUGUCGUGUUGGGGGCACAUGUGUGGGGCAGAAGUGUGCAUGGGGGGGGUUGCACGAGUGUGCACACAUGUGCAAGCUGCUGGCCCCUCGUGUCCUGCUUGGGGCACGGCAGGGAACGCCUGGUGGCCACGUCACACCACGUCACUGUCCCCCCACGCCGUGUCACCCCAUGCCAUCCCAGCUGUGCCACAGCCCCAUGCCAGCCCCACUCCCCCCCAGGCUGCCUUUCCCCCUGCCAGGAUGCCCCCAUUGAGGUGAUGCUGCCCCACAGUGGGUCCCCCUGCGGCCGUCCCCACAGCAGUGCCCCGUGUCCCCCACCCCAUGGCUCCAUCCCCCCUUUUUACAGCGAUCUCAGCGUUUUCUAGGCAGCACCAGGCAGCCCCCCAUGCCCUGGCUGUGCAAUAAAGGUGAUGUUUCUGA
Lagopus leucura (white-tailed ptarmigan) is the source of this 3471-nucleotide messenger RNA. RefSeq names its product endosome-lysosome associated apoptosis and autophagy regulator 1 (gene ELAPOR1). NCBI's taxonomy places the organism in Eukaryota, Metazoa, Chordata, Aves, Galliformes, Phasianidae. The record is from RefSeq and is a predicted model, not a curated record. Bases 154 to 2883 code for a protein of 909 amino acids. Gene Ontology annotation, cellular component: extracellular exosome; lysosome; late endosome. Gene Ontology annotation, biological process: positive regulation of vacuole organization; autophagosome assembly. The transcript has 21 exons.